AUGACGCUAGGACACAGCUUGGUUCGGCUUUCCAAGUCUCUCCCUGCCACACCAUCUCCGCACGAUUGUCGUAUUGGUUCCGCGCAAGCACCCUGCUGCAUGUCUUUCGCUGCUCUUCCACGAAUUUUUGCGUCUCGAAUCGUUCCUCAAGCCGUCGCUGCCGCCUCUGUACGACGCCUCGCUGUUCUUCCAUCAUCCACACGUCUCGCACCUCGAGCUUUUACAUCUUCCUCCAUCGUCAAGACUUUGUCUAAUUCAGGACCGGAUCGGAUCUUUCCCAGCAUGACGACUGUAUUCCCUACGCAACGCUUGCACAACAAGACGGUGCUCGUCACCGGUGCGUCAGGUGGAAUCGGUAAGGAGACCGCCAUCCUCUUUGCCCGAGCCGGCUGCAAUGUCAUCCUCACCGCGCGUCGAGCCGAAGAGCUGUCCGCCGCAGCAACCGAGUGUUCUCUCGCCAACCAACAAGGUCAGACCGGCGCAGGCGGCAACUUUGCUGCCAUCACACUCGAUAUGAGGGAUCGAACCCAGCUCGAUGGUCUCAUCUCUUCCCUGCCCGAUUGGGCCAAGGACGUCGACAUCCUCGUCAACAACGCCGGUCUGGUGCUGGGUACCGACAAAGUCGGCGACAUCUCCCCCGAAGAGAUCGACGUUAUGAUCGAUACCAACGUCAAAGGUCUCAUCCACCUAACCCAGAUCUUUGUCAAGGAGUUCAAGAAGCGAAACGCCGGCCACGUGAUCAACCUCGGCAGCAUCGCCGGCAGGGAAGGAUAUCCCGGAGGAUCGAUCUACUGCGCAACCAAGUUCGCCGUCAACGCCUUCACCUCGGCCUUGUUGAAGGAGCUGGUGGAUACGCCGAUCAGAGUGACCGAGAUCCAACCGGGCAUGGUGGAGACCAGUUUCAGCGUGACCAGGUUUAGAGGGGAUAAGGAUGCAGCGGGUAAGGUGUAUCAGGGUUUGCAGCCGUUGACUGGGCAGGAUAUUGCGGAGGAGAUCGUUUGGGCGGCUAACAGGCCGGCUCAUGUGAAUAUCGCCGAGACGCUCGUGUUCCCCGUCAACCAGGCCAGUCCGUACCAUGCGUACCGUGGCGGACACUGA
Pseudozyma hubeiensis SY62 is the source of this 1098-nucleotide messenger RNA. Its product is annotated as NADP-dependent L-serine/L-allo-threonine dehydrogenase. The record is from RefSeq and is a predicted model, not a curated record. Gene Ontology annotation, molecular function: oxidoreductase activity. The coding region runs from base 1 to 1098 and encodes 365 amino acids. Lineage: Eukaryota; Fungi; Basidiomycota; Ustilaginomycetes; Ustilaginales; Ustilaginaceae. Gene Ontology annotation, cellular component: cytosol. The transcript has a single exon.